This is a messenger RNA of Mucor velutinosus, 573 nucleotides long. RefSeq names its product snoRNA-binding rRNA-processing protein utp10 (gene UTP10). The record is from RefSeq and is a predicted model, not a curated record. Gene Ontology annotation, cellular component: cytoplasm; nuclear exosome (RNase complex). Gene Ontology annotation, molecular function: RNA binding. Gene Ontology annotation, biological process: RNA processing. NCBI's taxonomy places the organism in Eukaryota, Fungi, Mucoromycota, Mucoromycetes, Mucorales, Mucoraceae. The coding region runs from base 1 to 573 and encodes 190 amino acids. The transcript is spliced from 4 exons.
AUGGCAAAGAAGCAAGAGUCAGUAACUCCUGGACAACGUCUUGGUUAUGCCGCAGAUUAUCAACAAGGUGCCGGUACAUAUGAAAGAGAUGGCUUACUAUACGCCAGUGUUGUUGGGCAAAGAUACAUUGAUCCUGCCAAGGAUGAUCAGUUGCCUGUAAUGAGAGUGUCUAGAGAGAAGGAGCAGUCAGCAGUACCUGAAGUCGGCAGCGUUAUUACAGGCAAAGUAAUUCGUGUCUCACCACAUCAAGCAGUGAUUGCCAUCAUGGUGGUUGGCGAUAUUCCUUGCAAAGAAGACUUUAUGGGCGUGAUUCGUACUCAAGAUGUGCGUGCAGCAGAAAAGGACAAAGUGAAGAUCUACAACUCAUUUAGACCAGGCGACAUUAUCAAAGCAGAGGUGAUUUCAUUAGGUGAUGCAAGAUCAUAUAUUUUAUCAACGGCAAAGAAUGAACUGGGUGUCAUAUUUGCAACCAGUGUAGCUGGUGCUACCAUGGUGCCAAUCUCUUGGCAGGAAAUGCAAUGCCCAAAAACUAAAGCCAUUGAAUUGCGUAAAUGUGCCAAACCUACCGUGUAA